This is a messenger RNA of Brugia malayi, 795 nucleotides long. It is a transcript of the gene Bma-pcn-1, whose product is annotated as proliferating cell nuclear antigen (PCNA), putative. The record is from RefSeq and is a predicted model, not a curated record. Gene Ontology annotation, cellular component: PCNA complex. The coding region runs from base 1 to 795 and encodes 264 amino acids. Gene Ontology annotation, biological process: translesion synthesis; leading strand elongation; regulation of DNA replication. Lineage: Eukaryota; Metazoa; Nematoda; Chromadorea; Rhabditida; Onchocercidae. Gene Ontology annotation, molecular function: DNA binding; DNA polymerase processivity factor activity. The transcript has 6 exons.
AUGUUCGAAGCAAAGUUGGGCAGUGCCUCGACGUUGAAGAGAAUCGUGGACGCCAUCAAGGACCUCGUGACGGAUGCACCUUUUGACUGCACUGAGACUGCCAUGUGCCUGCAGGCAAUGGAUUCGUCGCAUGUUGCGUUGGUGUCGCUGAAAAUGGAUGUUGCAAUGUUUGAGAGCUAUCGUUGCGACAGAACCAUCAACCUUGGUCUCAGCUUGGCAGGUAUGGCAAGGGCGUUAAAGUGUGCUAACAAUGAAGAUACCUGCUUGAUUCGAUAUGAGGAAAACGACGAUUCUGUACUGUUCCUUUUCGAGGACACGAAACGGGAUAAAAGUCAGGAAGUGAUCGUCAAAAUGAUGGAUAUCGACAGCGAGCAUCUUGGCAUCCCGGAACAGGAUUAUUCUGCUGUUGUUUGCAUGCCGGCUGCUGAAUUCCAGAAAACUUGUCGUGACUUGGCAAUGUUCUCGGACUCCUUGAUGAUAACGGUAACAAAAGCAGGUAUUGUGUUCACCGGCAAGGGUGAUACCGGUUCAUCCACAGUUACUUAUGCUCCCUCAAGAAGUGCCGAUGAAGAAGAACAACAGGCUGUGUCAGUGGACGUUAAAGAGCCCGUUACAGUCAAUUUUUCUAUCAAAUACAUGAAUCAUUUCACGAAGGCUACAGGACUUUCUGACCGAGUUCGUCUUUCUUUGUGCAAUAGUGUACCUGUGGUUGUGGAGUAUGGAUUAAGUGAAAGUGGACAUUUGCGCUUUUAUUUAGCUCCAAAGAUAGACGAUGAGGACAAUGAUAUGAAGUAA